Molecule: messenger RNA, 9313 nt
Organism: Vespula pensylvanica (western yellowjacket)
Lineage: Eukaryota; Metazoa; Arthropoda; Insecta; Hymenoptera; Vespidae
Gene: babo
Product: TGF-beta receptor type-1
Exons: 10
Coding region: 1452-3191 (579 amino acids)
Biological process (GO): cellular response to growth factor stimulus; protein phosphorylation; nervous system development
Cellular component (GO): activin receptor complex; plasma membrane
Molecular function (GO): activin receptor activity, type I; activin binding; ATP binding
Source: RefSeq, a predicted model, not a curated record
CAUCGACAUUAGCGAAUCGCGAGUCGUAGUAGAGUGAUCGUCAUAGCGCAUCGCGCGAGUGGUGGCAAGUGUAAGAAGAAGUGCGUGUGAUCGGCGUGACAACGCGACGACACGACGACGGCGAAGACGAGAAUCUUUCGGAGGAGCGAAAUUUCCGAUGCGGAUGGGUUCGAUAGAAAUAAGGAGAAUUCGUCGGAGAUUAUUGAGUGUCGUGUAGGAAGGAGAAGAAGAAUAGUAGUAACGAGGACAACGACAGUGACGGCGACAGAGGGGAGAGUAUCGAGGUGGAGGUGGAGAAGGAGGAGUUUGCGAGGGUGAAAGAGAGAGAAAGAGAGAAAACGAGUUGCGGUGUGAUGGUCGUUCGACUUCGAUCAAAAAGAACGAAGAGAGAGAGAGAGAGAGAGAGAGAGAGAGAGUAAGAGUGAGUGAGUGAGUGAGUGAACGAGAGGAAGAGCGACGAUAGGCCGGGCUUCUAGCUAAGAAGCAGCGGAUGGUUGUAAAAUGGCGGCGGGGCCGGUUGUGUGGCGACUGCUAGGAAGUUGGUCGGUGAGCAUCGACGUCGUUUGAUUCAACUGGAUCGAAAAGAGAAUAGUGGAGGAGGAUCGUCGUGGUGGAAGAGAGGAUUCGUUGGGUAAGAGAGGAGUGGAGUUGGGACGAGACGGAGGGAGCGCGGGCUCGCACGAUCUUCGAAGUAAUUCCGCGCCGUUGGUGAAAGAUGCCGCAUCCGUGCCGGUAGUGAAUAAUUUGCUGGUGUAAUGCUGCGUACGAAAAUCGCGAUGUGAUUCGUGUGUAUUGCAAGAAAAAAAGAAAAAGAGAGAGAGAGAGAGAGAGAGAGAGGUAGUUAAAGGGAAAGAAAUCGGUGCAGUGCUUUGCACUUGUUCGAAAGGGGAGAGAGAGAGAGAGAGAGAGAGAAAAUUUUUUGUGGGCUUUUUCAGUCCAUCGUGAAUUUACUGUGGUCCAUCAACGUUGUUGGAAAAAGAAGAAGAAGUGGUGGAGAAGGGGGAGGAGAAGGUGACGAACGUUCGACGAUAGAAAGAUGACAAGGUCGUCGCGUUCUUCGACGUCGAUGUCGAGCCGUGGUUGUUGUUGUUGUUACCGCUGCUGCUGUCGUCGUCGUCGCCGGUGCAGUUUGGCAGGAGCCGCGAAUGCGACCGCCAGGAAAGCUGCGGAAAGCGUUGCCAUUGAGCAGCUUAGUGGGCGUUACGAUUGAGGAUUUCAUUCCUCUUUUCCUCGGAAUCGUUCUUUUCGCCGUUGGAAGUGGAGGAAGAGGAAGAGGAGGAAAAAACGGUGGAGGAGGGCGAGGAAGAAGAUGAGAGGCGCACGCGGAAGUUGUUCCGCGAGUGUUCUCGCACUAGCGCUGUUUUAUUUACUUUACGCAUCCUAUCCAGUGGACGGAUUAUUGAAGUGCUACUGCGAUAUUUGCACGGAUACUAAUCACACGUGUGAAACCGAUGGCUAUUGUUUUGCCAGUACGAGCUUGGAGAAUGAUGUCGUCACGUAUGCCAGGAGGUGCCUCGACCGAAGGUGUUGGUUCCCACCGGAAGAGCCACGUGUCUGCAAUGGUAAGCCGGGCAUCUAUCGUUCCCGACACUGCUGCGAUAAAGACUUCUGCAACCGGAAUUUACAUCCGGGUUUACUGUCUUCCGCUUCGCCAGAAUUACGGCCAGGUGCGUGCACAAACAGCUGUCGUCGUCGCAGCCCGAGCCGCUCAUCUUCUGCAUGACGAGCGACUCGCGAAAUACGACCUUUGUCAUCGAGUGCUGCAAAGAGGAUUUUUGCAAUCGGGAUCUGAAACCUCAGCUGCACCCUCGCAACAAAGAAGGUGUUACAAUAAGACGUACUUCUUCCCGGGGCCCGAAUACUCGGUCUGGUGUACAACGAACAUCACCCAGAAUGAUCCUGACGGUAUCAAGUCUGUUGUUGCUUGCUGCGACCACUCCGACUUCUGCAAUCGCGAGCUAACUUUGCCUGUUGACGAACUCAAGUUUCAACGUUCUCGAAACGACAACGACCUCGAAGGAGUGUCGUCGAACGGGGACGAUGCGACGUGGGUUACUUGGAAAAUGGCCUUGACGAUAGCACUUCCUAUAUGCGCGAUCUGUGUGAUCGUUAUGGUUAUUUAUCACAUACACAUGUCGAGGAGAAGUCCUGCAAGACAUUUCCCAGAUGAUUCGUUGGAGGCACCGGAUCGACCAAUCCUUGGAGGUGUCACCAUCAGGGAUAUGUUGGAAAUGACGACUAGUGGCAGUGGUUCGGGUCUGCCACUUCUGGUACAGCGGAGUAUAGCACGCCAGAUUCAGCUUGUUGAGACGAUCGGAAAAGGUCGUUUCGGUGAGGUCUGGCGUGGACGUUGGAGGGGUGAAAACGUUGCCGUUAAAAUCUUUAGCUCGCGAGAGGAAAGAUCUUGGUUUCGAGAAGCAGAGAUCUAUCAGACGGUGAUGCUGAGGCAUGAUAAUAUCCUUGGUUUCAUCGCUGCUGAUAACAAAGACAACGGAACCUGGACGCAAUUGUGGUUAAUCACGGAUUACCACGAGAAAGGUUCGCUUUUCGAUUAUCUGAAUAGAUCGACCGUAGAUACGAACGGCAUGAUUAGAAUGGCCUUGUCGAUCGCUACUGGUCUGGCACAUCUUCAUAUGGAAAUUGUUGGUACGCAAGGUAAACCAGCUAUCGCUCAUAGAGAUCUCAAAUCGAAGAACAUUCUCGUUAAGACGAAUGGUACAUGUGCGAUUGGUGAUCUUGGAUUGGCUGUUAGGCAUGAUGUAAUCACGGACACCGUUGAUAUUCAAUUAAAUAAUAGGGUUGGAACUAAACGUUACAUGGCACCUGAGGUCUUGGAAGAGACGAUAAAUAUGAAUCACUUCGAUUCAUUCAAAAGAGCAGACGUGUACGCUCUUGGUUUGAUUCUUUGGGAAAUUGCAAGACGUUGUAACGUUGGUGGAAUUCACGACGAUUAUCAACUGCCCUUUUACGAUUUGGUGCCUUCCGAUCCUACGAUCGAGGAAAUGCGUAAGGUCGUCUGUACGGACAGACAAAGGCCCUCCAUACCAAAUCGAUGGCAGUCGAUCGAGGCUCUACAAGUGAUGUCGAAAGUGAUGAAGGAAUGUUGGUACCAUAAUGCCGCGGCAAGACUGACCGCACUCAGGAUUAAAAAGUCUCUGGCCAAUUAUGGCGCUAUGGAGGAUCUGAAAUAAAGUGUCGAGAAGAUUAGGAGGGACCAUUCCGAAAGUGUCAGUGUUGUUAUGCUUCGCAAAUAUAGGAUAUGCGAUCGUAAACUAUACGUGAAUAUAUGAGAACAUUUGCAUAAACUUUAUUCCAUUAUGCAAAAUAUUCCAGAAGAAUAUAGAACGGAUCUUUAAAACCCAGACGAUUUACAAAUUGUAUUAUUUACAUAGUUUAUUUCUUUUUUUGUUUGUUUUCGAAAUUCAAUCGAGAAGUAGUGAAUUUUUUUUUACGAUUUGUUAAUAUUUUUCAAACAAAUCGUCGAAGAUCUUCUAACUCGUUAAUUAUUAUUAUAAUUAUUUUUUCUUCCAUUGGUUAGAACACAACGACAAGGGUAAAGUCAAUCGAAAACUCGAAAAAAGCUUUUGGUUAAUCGAAAGAUAAUCUACGUUACAUUACUGCUGUAUAUUUAUUAUAAUACUAUAAAGAUAAACUACAUAAAUUUAUUCCGUAGUGACGUUUAUGGAUUAAUAUUAAUCGAUAAUUAUAAGUUUAUAUGUUAGUUCGCAUACGUGUGCGUAAACGAUUACUUGAGAGCAGAGUCGAUUAACCAAAUGGUAUUUCGAAUAAGAAUAGGGUAAUAUAAUGAAACUGACUUUUAUUUGGUCGAAUGUGUUCUAUCUAUGAAUAUUGAGGAACGAACCGGAAUAUUUUAGAUAUUGGACACUUCUUUAUUUAUUUUACGAUGUUCCGGACAGUGUUUCUAUUUCCAAAUACUUAUUUCACACAUUUUUCAAAUUGAACUUAUCGUCGAUGUUUUAACAGUGCGAGCAGAAACCAAACUUUCCGAGAGCAUGUACCAUAUAACGUGUGUUACAAGAGAAAUACAUGUACGCAGAGAAAUUUCUUUUUUUGGCAAUGCAAGCGGGAUGCUGGUAUUAAAAGAAAACAAGUAAACAAAACGUGCAGGUAAUUUUUAUAUUUCUUAUUUUCAACGAGUCUAUGUACGUUUUUUUUUUUUUUUUUUCGAAAUCGAAUCGAUUUUUUCGAAGGAAUGCAAGCAAGAAUCAUGAUCAUGAAAAUAUUUCUUGAUUUACAAUUUAUGAUAAAAAUUUUCGAACGUUAAAGUAGUUGUAAAGUUUCUUCGUGUGAAAUCAGUGAGACGCAAAAAGAUAAGUUUUACAUUGAAACAAAACUAUUUCAAAAAAGAAAUGUAUUUGAUAAAUCGCGAUUGCAUAAUAUGAGAAGCCUUAUCACGUUUUCGUUGACAUUGGAAGGCCUUUUAUCUACGACCAGUUAUAUUUACUGAUUGACUUAAAUAUACGUAUAUACGUAUAUAUGCGGGUGCGCGCGCGCGCACGCUUGUACUGUCUUUAAUGUAGAUGUAACCAAAUGUUUUUCUUAAGACGUAAGUUUUGCGUAAUAUUAACGCAAGUUGAUCGCGACAUGCAACGGUAUACCCCGCGAGUAUGUCGAAACGUGUUUCCUUUGUAACACAGGAAGGCUGAAAUUGAAGGGUGCUAAGCUCAAGAGCAACUGUAAAGUAGUAUGAAAGAAGGAGAGCAAGUGAGUUAGUGGUAGCGAGAGUGGCUUGCGCGAGUAUGAAAGAAAGAAAGAAGAAAAAAAAAAGAAAUGAAAAAUUGUGAAUGAGACGCUAAUAAUAAAAAGUAAAAAGAAAAAAAAAAGAAAAGAAAAGAAAAGAAAAAAUAAAAAAAAGGAUGGAGAAAGAGAGAAAGAUACAUUGGAGAAUCUAUAUUUUCGGGAAUUUUUUAACGGAAUGAUAAAGGGAAGAAAGAUAAAAAGAAAAAGAAGAAGGGGAUGAAAAAAUGUUAUCAUCUUAACGAGUUACAACUUAUAAAUUGUUGUACUUGUUAUUUAUGAGCACAAUUUUCUACUAUUUUCUCACCAUCUUUCUUUCGUUUCUUUUUUUUUCUCUCCCUCUUCUUCUUCUUCUUUUUCUUUCCUUUCUUUUUCGCGUUCAGAACGACGAUCAACACGAGAACGAGCAUUGUUCGGUAUUUGUGCGAUAUAUUGUGUAUAUUGUAUGACAAAAAGCAAUCAUUACGAACGGGAGUUUAUAAAUUUAGAAUAGUGUGAGAUCGAAUGGACGUAUGGUAUGUUAUUGGUUAGCUUUAUUAGUAAUUAUCUUGUCUCCUAACGAACAUGAACACUUUCAUUACGACGAGUUGUCUGUAAAGAAUAACAUUUAAUAUUUUUUCGUACUAUGCAAAUUAUUGGUUUCUUAUUUAAAUCACAUUAGAUUAACAUAGAAUGAAUUAUAAAAGAAUAUACAUCAAGAUACGUUAAUUCAUAGAGAAUUUUGUUAAGUAUCUAUAAUUAUCUUUAGUAUACAGCUAGAAUGUUGAACGUUGAGUGAUUAUAGUUGCUUUAGUAAGAAAAAAGUUAAAUUUAUCUGACUUUUGUGAAUCACGGAAUAGCUGUUUGGAAUGAAAACGAUAAACAAUAACUUUCAAAUUUUUUGAAAGUGAUUGAAGUGAAAUGAAAUAUUUAAAUGGAUCAAAUGAAAUCAGGUAAAUUUUUCAAUCAUUUCAAAGUCGUUGUUUAUUAUUUUGUUCUUUAGAAACAGUAGCCUGGUGAGAGUUUAAUGUUUAUUAGAGAAUAAGAUAUUUAUUAACGAAGCUGGCGAUGGUAAUUUUGUAUUGGAGGAAUUAUGCGAGGACGAUUGAAAAUAAUGCAAUGAUUCCGUACGUAGUAAUGCUCGCGUGAUAAGAAAAUUCGUCAAAGACGAAAGAAAGAAGACGAGAUAGAGAUAGAGAUACAUAGAUGAGGGAGAGUGAUAAGGACAGAGAGGGAGAGGGAGAGAGAGAGAGAGAGAGGGAGAGAGAGGGUCAAAUAAUCUUCGUCAUCCAAUAAUCAACGUAAAAGUCUGCGACGUUACAAUUAAAUAUUAUUACGUAGAAAAGGCAAGAGUCCUUUUAAAACACAUAAUCGUAUUUUUAUAUUGUUUUUUACCGAUGACGCCGCGCUCGGUUGCCGUACUCACUUUCUCUUCCGUUUUCUAAAGCCACCGAUCGGUGGAAAGAUACUUCGGAAUUCACGUACGUAUGUAUAAGUUGCAAAAUAUUAGUGCCUACGUUUGGACGAAAGGAAAGAAUUUUUUUCGUAUUUCUUUAUAACAGUAUAAUUAUUCAAGAUACAAGGUAGAAUAACGAAAGAAAGAAAGAAAUCAUUUUUGUUUCCCUAAUCUCGGCAAAGAAGCGAACAUACAUUUGUUCAUUGGCUUUUGUGACGAUGUAAGAACGAAUUAACGUUUAACCCAACUGCCGCAGAUUGCGAUAGAAAUAAAAGACUGAGAAAUAUUCAAAUAAUAGUACGGGCUGGAUACAUAUCUCACAGGGUUUAUGCGAACUCUUUUUAAUAAACAUAGCAAACAAUGUAGAUUAUCCUUUACGAAAAAGAUACGAUCGACAGGAUCGCAAAUUUCAUUUCUUCUCACAUUGCGACAAGUAUCUUUUCUUUUUAAUCAGAAUUGGAACUAUGGAUUAUAUCCUGCCACACCGUACGAUUUUAUUCUAUUAAUGGCAUAACGAAUCACAUGUCCCAAGACUGUCUAGAUUUUAAGCUGGUCGGUCACUCGUUGACCAUUAUUUACGAUCUUACCGAAUCUUAGGGACCUAAUGAAUGAGCAGUCAAUUUGAAAAUAACAAAUGUCUCUCGAUAGCUUUGAUUAUAAUUAUACUUAUAUCAUCCUCGCAUGUAAAUCGUAACGAACAAAUGGUCCGAAGUAAAAAUCUAUUUGCUCACCUUUUAUGUACAUUCCUAUUACGAAGUAGGUUAAUUUAUAAAAUGCGUAAAUGAGAGGACGAGCCGUACGCGUCGGUGAAUCUUUAAACACGAUUCGCGUGGUUAAGUAAAUUCAUUAGCCAUUUCGAUAAACGAACGUGGGCCUUUCAUCGACGCGAAAUUUCUGCAGAUAUUUCCAUACUGCUAGUACAACUCUGUGCCAAUACCCAACCGAAUGUUAACUAAAGCAAAAAACCAGUUAUGAUAUAAUAUUAGCUGCAUCAUCUUCGUAAUUACAUCCUCGCCACCUCCUUUAUAAUAAAUACACAUAUACAUACACACAUAUAGAUACAUACGCAUAGGGAUGAUACAUAUACACGCGAUAUACAUAUAGCUAGGUCAAUCUUUUUAAGCUCUGCAAAUGUGAGUUAUACAGGAAGUCAGAAGAAUUCACAUUGAUGAAACGUCGAAACAUUGCCAGUAUCGUUCGAAGCAAUCUUUUUUGCCGAGAAUAAGAACAGAUUAUUUUCCCAAUUGAAAUAUGAUGUGUUUCCGAAGCGUCGAACCAAUUUCAUUAAAAUAUUCGACGAUGCUAAACUGCCAAAUAAGAUUUUAUCCUCUAUCGUUCUUUCUUUCCAUAUUAAUGAUUUAAGUCGAAACUUGUACAAAUGGAGAGUAACAAUAAAACGAAGAAAAACGUUGCAUCAUUGCGGCUGCAUUUAUGUCAGUAUCGAUAUCAUUAGAAGGAGGAAGUUGUAUGUAUGUACCUUUACGAUGAUAUACUAUACAUACACGGAUUAUAUAUAUAUAUAUAUAUAUAUAUAUAUAUAUAUUAUAUACAUAUAUAUAUAUAUAGCGUUUAAUUUAUUUUAACACUUUUCCAGUUAAUUAAUGAGGUAUUGCGAAGCAAUCGUUAGAUACAGUUAGGACACGCAUACUCACGCGAAACAAAUUUCUAUGUCGCAUUGUUUUUUUUCAGCGAAAAUAGAUCGGUAGAGUCUCGAAGCUAUAUAUGCCGGUAUAUAAAUAGCGAAACGAAAAAGUAAACAAACAAACAAACAAACAAAUAAAGGAUACGAAAAGUGAUUCCAAGCGUGUGAAGUGAGCUCUUUUUAUAACUACGAUUGUAAAUAAGUAGACUGUAUCUGAAGCUUUCCAAAUCAUGGAGUACGAUCUUUUUUUAAUCGUUGAGAAAGAAAACUUCGAAUAGAAAAGGUUUUAAUGAAUUAAAUAAGAAGAAAAAAAUGCGAGUAACCAGUUUGAAAUUUUCAAGUUGAUCGAAGAAAUUUUAGGGGAUGUCCACGAUUUGGAAAAUAUUACUGAGGUUACGAGGACAACAAAGUUAGCGAUAAAUAGUGAUAAUCGAUAUAACACAGCUUGAUUUGCUCCUUCUUCCUUUAGCUGAAAACUUCGUCGAACUUUUUCUUAUUCUUUUUUAUUUUAUUUUAUUCUUUUUUUUUCUUUUAAUGGAUACCAUAUUGGCAUCGUUUGUAUAUCAGUGCUUAUAAAUCGGAAACCUAUUAAUCAGUUUUUUUCCUGUCUGUAAUUAUGGAUCGAUAACUCGUUAAAAUACUUUAGGACGGUGAUGUUUUUUGUUUACAUGAAGAUUAUAUGAAGGUAAAUUUAAAUGAUGGUGGCUUCAAUGCUUCUCUCCCGAUAAGUAUAUUAUAAUUAUACUACGAAGGAUCAUGCGAAAAACUGUUGCGAUUACGUGAGAAAUUCCGGUGAUUCGUGAGAAUGUGCCGUUAAAGUGUUAAUAAUUAUUAUUCUACAAACAUAUGAUUAAUUGGAAUAUUGUAAUAAUGCGAAAAGAGUACAAGUUUAUAGGGAAUCGCAAGAUAAUUGAUAAGAGAUUUCUUAAAUGAAGAAUUAGAUUUUUUAUUUUCAUCAAUCAAGAACGCGAUCUUUGGCCUAUUCUUCUCUUAACACGCAUAAUAUUUGUUAUUCUCGAAAAUAUAUAUUAAUUUGUAUCGUAAGUAUCCUGGUGAAAGGUAUAUAAAUAUUUCGUACAACCAACUUAAUUAACAAUAAUUCAAAUGUGAUCUUUUAUUAUUUUGUUUUAUCUUUUAUUUUUUUUUUCUUUUGCGAAAGUACGAAAGGAAACACAAAAAUAUCGAGCGAAUUUUCCAAUUCUCCUGUUUUUUUUUUUUUUUUUUAAUAAUAUAUUACGUCUUUAUAUUCAAAGUAGUGUAAUUAAUUUUAAGAACGUAUCUAUCUCUUUAAUUUUUAUCUAAUCAUAUUAUUAUUAUUAUUACGACUUUGUUAAAAGUUUUUAUUUCCUUCUUCUUUAUUUCUUUCUAAUGUAUAAUAAUCCUGUAAAUAACGAUGUAAAUGUUAUUAUUCGAUGAAUUGCGUAUCGAUAGAAUGAACCCUUGUAAUUUUCGUAAUGGAUGGUUGGAUUUACGAGUGA